Quercus lobata is the source of this 363-nucleotide messenger RNA. Its product is annotated as sugar transport protein 1-like. The transcript has a single exon. Gene Ontology annotation, cellular component: membrane. Gene Ontology annotation, molecular function: carbohydrate transmembrane transporter activity. The record is from RefSeq and is a predicted model, not a curated record. Bases 1 to 363 code for a protein of 120 amino acids. Lineage: Eukaryota; Viridiplantae; Streptophyta; Magnoliopsida; Fagales; Fagaceae. Gene Ontology annotation, biological process: transmembrane transport.
AUGUACUUUGAGUUGGAUGUUGCUGUUGCUAUUUCUAUGGCCAUGUUUUUCUAUGUGUGUGGAUACGCAGUGAUCAGUGGACCACGAGGAUGGUUUAGCGUUCCUUUACCCCAGAGAGCUAAAGGUAUGGUAUCCGCUUUGACAAUGACAGUUUCCAUGUCGUUCAUGAGCUUAAUGGCCUACAUAUCAACACCUGUUGUAUGCGUCUGCAAGGAAUACAUUGUUCUCAUUUUCGGCUUGUAUGCUGUAGUGAUGGAAACCUUCAUUUGUCUUUUAGUUCCAGAAACGAGAGACAUAAGUGAAGAAGAAAUGAAUGUGAAAGCAUGGGGACAACAUCGAAUUUGGAAGAAGUGCAUCCGAUGA